GAGUAAAGGUUUCUCUUUGUUGCUUAUCUAGUCUUGUUGAAUGGAUCAGUUUGAAUCCUACACAGCGGACAUCAGGGAGAGAAUCAAGUUCUUCAUUGAAAGUCAUCCUCUGCCUUGUACAAAUAAAUUUAAGCCCCGCAAGAGUGUCCCACGCAAAAACCCGCCCAUCUCCUCGCUUUAUUACCUCGACUACAACCACCGACUGGCUGAGCUGGGGCUGGAGCACGAACCAACUGAGCUCCGAUUCAAUGGCCAGAGGUUCACUUUUCGGAAAGGGAGAUGGGUGUCCCACAGCCGAGACAUGGACAACAGCAGCCAGAGCGAUCUGGUGAAGAAUAUGAGAGAGAGGAACCGGCUCCUUCAGGAGCAGAACAACAUCUUGACCCUGAAGAUGGAAACGCUGAUGGACAUGUUGACGGAGACCACGGCCAACCUGCUGCUUCUGGAAGGGGGGAAUGAGAGCACGAAGGUGGGAGAAUCCCAGAGCAGCACCAGGAGGAAGGGCGUGGAGACAGAAGAGGAGGAUGUCACUUGCGAGUACGAGGUCGUUGAGUCGACAGAUGAUCAAACCGAAGGCGGGAGCCGGAUGGGGGUGAAAUUGCCACUGAGCGACGACGUCUAUGAAUACGACGAGGACUCAACACCGAGUGAUGAGGAGUCUGAGGCCGAGCGACCGAUGACAAAGUGCGAGAUCUUCCGGAAAAACUUCCUGGAAAAAUCCAAAGGUGAGAAAGCCGGUCAGGCAGCAAUAAAAACCCAUGAGAAGGAGCGAGCGGGUCAGAAAGACUCCAAGGCCGGCAAGGAACUCCCCCCCAACAAUGUCAGGAAACCCAAGGCCAAGAAAGCCGGGAAGAGUCCCGGACUUCGCCCCAGCCCCCGAACGAUGUCCUACGAUAAACUGGCCAACUCUGGGAGCGAGAAGGCAACCAAACGGGACCCAAAGCCCAAUCUAAAGCGAAGUGAGAGGAUGUAUGAAAUCAAAGUCCCUCCCAAAUCUGGAAUUGUGCUUCCACAAACUUCCAAGGUCAAAAUAAAAUCCAGGAAGUAA
Messenger RNA from Callorhinchus milii (elephant shark), 1048 nucleotides. RefSeq names its product chibby homolog 1 (Drosophila) (gene cby1). The record is from RefSeq and is a predicted model, not a curated record. The coding region runs from base 41 to 1048 and encodes 335 amino acids. The transcript has a single exon. NCBI's taxonomy places the organism in Eukaryota, Metazoa, Chordata, Chondrichthyes, Chimaeriformes, Callorhinchidae.